AUGAACGACGACCAGAAUCUGACCACUGAUCCUGCCCUCAAGUCGGAAGGGCAGCCGGAUUUAUUGCAAUAUCCGCACGACUCGCAAGCUGGACACCCAACACAGCCUCAAUUACCCAAAUUAUCGAAAAACCCGGGGACUCUGCUCACAGACACCCAGCCGGCGAACCAGCCGGUGUACUAUCCGUCGUCCACGUCGCAUCUGCGACAGGACCAGAAGAAAUUGCCGCCGCUUGAUAUGGCGUCGUCGGACCAAAAAUACAUUGUCAACACAAUGUUUCCAUUUGCUCAGCAUUCGCCUUCGCAGUCUGGCGGGGCCGAUCCGGCCGGGAACGGCGGGCAGGUGCGCCAGGACAACCCGUUGUUCACGCUGGCGAACUCUGUGCCGUACCAGGCGAUUCCUGGGGGCAAGCCAUUGAAGGAGGACGAGAACUCGAUCGACUGGUCGCGCAAGGCGGCCAACAUUGCGCUGCGGAUCGACGGCGGUAAGCAGGCGCUGGACGACGCCACGAACGGCGGACUUCCCUCGCCGCCGUCCAAGUUCGAGUCUCUGGGCUCGAAAAAACAGCCUAGGAUCUUUGCCUGUCCGUUUUCGGGCUGUGGAAAGACCUUCUCCAGAAAGAUGAACCUCAACUCCCACAUCCAGUCCACGCACGAGCACCGCAAACCGUUCCAGUGCGACAAGUGCAAGCAGUUCUUUGCCCGUCACAGCGACCGUAGACGGCACGAGACCAACCAGCACAAGCACGACGGAGGUUUUGUUUGCGGAGGUGUUUUGAAAAACGGCGAGGAAUGGGGCUGUGGUAAGAACUUCAAGCGUAAGGACGGUCUGACCGCGCAUUGGCGCUCCCAGAAGGCCAAGAAGAAGUGUCUGAGGCAUAUCACAGACCCUGCCGAGCUCGAGCUCAUGACCAUGGCCAAAUAG
Ogataea philodendri is the source of this 924-nucleotide messenger RNA. RefSeq lists its product as uncharacterized. Gene Ontology annotation, molecular function: RNA polymerase II cis-regulatory region sequence-specific DNA binding; DNA-binding transcription factor activity, RNA polymerase II-specific. The transcript has a single exon. Gene Ontology annotation, biological process: regulation of DNA-templated transcription. NCBI's taxonomy places the organism in Eukaryota, Fungi, Ascomycota, Pichiomycetes, Pichiales, Pichiaceae. The record is from RefSeq and is a predicted model, not a curated record. Bases 1 to 924 code for a protein of 307 amino acids.